Staurois parvus is the source of this 936-nucleotide messenger RNA. The record is from the annotation of a GenBank genome assembly. NCBI's taxonomy places the organism in Eukaryota, Metazoa, Chordata, Amphibia, Anura, Ranidae.
AUGACUUUUCACCCCACAAACAGACGCAGCAACAGUAACAGCCGUUCUCCAGGGCCAUGUUCACCAAAAGACCCUCGUUCUGUGUCCCGCUCGGAAUCUCUGCGCUGCGCAGUAGGGGCCCAGAUCUUCCGGCCAUGUGAAUUGCUACAUGGUGAAGAACUGGGGAAAGGAUUUUUUGGAAGAGCCAUUAAGGUCACACACAGAGCCACUGGGAAAGUAAUGGUUAUAAAAGAACUUAUACAGUUUGAUGAGCAAACUCAGAAAACCUUCUUGACAGAGGUAAAGGUCAUGCGUUCUCUGGAUCAUCCCAAUGUACUGCGUUUUAUUGGAGUUCUGUAUAAGGAUCGAAGAUUAAACCUGCUGACCGAAUACAUAGAAUGUGGAACUCUGAAGGACUUCCUUAGAGGGGGUGAAACAUGCCCUUGGCAACAAAAGGUGUCAUUUUCUAAGGACAUUGCAUGUGGAAUGGCUUAUCUUCACUUCAUGAGCAUAAUACAUAGAGAUCUCAACUCGCACAACUGUCUCAUCAAAAUGGAUGGAACAGUAGUGGUUGCUGACUUUGGACUGUCCAGACUCAUUGUAGAAGAAAAACCCAAACCCCCACCAGAUCGACCUCCCACAAAAAAGAGAACUCUUCGUAAAACAGACCGCAAGAAGCGUUAUACAGUGGUGGGCAACCCAUACUGGAUGGCACCAGAAAUGUUAAAUGGUAAAAUAUAUGAUGAGAAAGUGGAUAUAUUUUCAUUUGGAAUUGUGCUGUGUGAGAUUAUUGGACAGGUUUAUGCUGAUCCGGAUUGCCUGCCACGUACCAUUGAUUAUGGCCUCAAUGUUCGUCUUUUCUGGGAAAAGUUUGUCACAAAGGACUGUCCUGCAGGAUUUUUCCCCUGGCGGCAUCAUGCUGCCAGCUGGAGCCUGACCAAAGGUGAGUUGACGUGA